CCUUGCAACGCAGACGCAAUUUUAUUUACAUCUGACGGUUUGAAUUAUUCUAUUCAAGAUCUAACGGCUACAGAUUAUUCUGAAUUUCUGGGUUUUCUCAAGUUCUCUCAAUGAAUACUCCGUUCCUGACCCAGUUCCGGCGAGGCAGUGACCAUAUUCUUCUGUUAUCCGGCGACCUGAAGGGGUUGGGUUCCUGAACCCGAACCCUAGUUCCCUCACGAACAGAAAUACCCCUUCAAUUUCAGCAAAAAAUUUCCCAUUUAGCUCACUCACCAGGCCGUUGUUCUCCAUAGAGAAGCUUUACCAGACAUCUACAUUCAGCUAUUCCUAAGACAGAGUUUAGCCUGCUGGAAGAAGGAAUCUGUAGAAUCUGUUCCAGAAACUCAGUCGCUUAUGGAGGGAGGAGUGGGGAUGACACAGCCGCAGCUGCAGCAAGGGCAGCCACCGCAAGCCCAGCCGCAGGCGCCAGUAGUGGUGGAGAGGCUGAACCAGGAAGUGGUGCAGCUACUGAACCUGGAGGCAGUGAAGACUCGAGCAAUGAGUCUCUACAAGGCAAUUUCUCGCAUUCUUGAAGAUUUUGACGCUUAUGCUCAGACCAAUACCAUCCCCAAAUGGCAGGAUAUUCUGGGGCAAUAUUCGAUGGUGAAUCUAGAGCUUUUUAACAUUGUUGAAGAUGUGAGGAAAGUUUCCAAGGCCUUUGUGGUGCAUCCAAAGAAUGUUAAUGCUGAGAGUGCUGCUGUUUUACCUGUUAUGUUGUCCUCCAAGCUACUGCCGGAGAUGGAAAGUGAUGACAACUCAAAGAGAGAGCAGUUACUGCAUGGUGUUCGGAACUUGCCAAUACCCAUGCAAAUUGAGAGUUUAAAGGCGAGGAUUGACAUGAUUGCGACAGCUUGUGAGAAUGCAGAGAAAGUAUUAGCUGAUACUCGUAAAGCCUACGGCUUUGGUACUCGUCAAGGCCCUACUAUUCUUCCCACUUUGGACAAGGGUCAAGCUGCUAAGAUCCAAGAACAGGAGAAUCUGCUCCGUGCUGCUGUGAAUUAUGGUGAAGGAACACGACUUCCCGGAGACCAGAGGCAGAUUACCACUGCACUUCCACCACAUCUAGCAGAUGUGCUAACUGUCAAUGAUGGAGGGGGCAAUUUCACUGACUCGUCUGGUAGAAGCAUGCCCAUGAAGAAUGCGUUAACCAUGUCAUCGAACAGCAUCAACAGUCAGGGCAACCUUUUGCAGACUUCUGGAGUACAUCUCAUGGGAAGGUCAGCUGCAUCUCCAUCAGGUCCAACUGGUGGUAGCUUUGAUAACACACAAUCUCCUCUACCAUAUGCUAACUCACCUCGAUCUGGUGCUACGAUGGUUAAUGCACCGUCUCCUCAACAACAAACCCAGCAACAACAAAUUCAACAACAGCAAAGGGCAAAAUUACUGCAGCUGCCUCAACAUCAACAGCAACUGCUCGCGCAACAACAGCUUAGGCAAUCUUCUAUGCAAGGACUUGGUCAGAUGCCUUCACUCCACGACUUGCACGGGCAAGCUCAGCAGAAGUUUCAAACGUUACAUGGUCAACAUCAAAUGCCAUAUUCUCAGCCAAUGGGGCACCAACAAUUCCAAGCUCGGCAGCUACCAACUGGGCAUCUUCAGCACGGCAUGGCUCAAGGCCAACUCAAUCCAGCAAUGAACCGUCAUUUAAACCAGUUUUCAGGCACACCAAACACCGGACUUUUUACUACUGCACAGGGGACACCGAGCAGCCAGAUGAUUCCGAACAUGUCAGGGACUAUAUCAUCUCAGACACUCCAUCCAAGGAUGCAGUUUGGAUUAUCUGGUGUCAACCAACAGAGGACACAUGCUUCUCAGAUCUUGGGGGACCAAAUGUUUAAUAUGGGAGCAACGAAUACCGGUGGAAUGAUGCCGAUACAGCAGCAGCAGCAGCAGCAACCACAAUCGCAAAUGCAACAACAACAACAACAACAACAAGGAGGAGGAGGAGGCUUUGGAAGCAUGCAAGGGAAUGCCCAGAAUCUACAACCUCCUAAUAUGGUGCCAUUGCAAAAUGCACAACAGAACCUUCAAAACUUGGGUGGUGGUCAACAAAUGCAGCAGAACCCACAAUAACUUGAAUUCAUCUCGUUUGUCGUUUGGCUUCUUGGUAUUAGUGGUUUAAAAUAUGCUCACCACAUCUCAUUUAAGCCAAGGUUCAAGAAAGGACCAUAUUUUCUUUGUCGUGAUCAUCGGUUUCUCCCAUUUCGUAAUACUGUUUAAGGAACCGCCUGUGCACAGAUUUUUUUUUUUUUUAAAUAUUUUGGUUAAUCCAUAUCAAUGACCUUUUUCCAGAGAGAACACUUUUGUAUAAUUGAAGCUGUUAGGAAUGGUUAUUAUGGAUUUUGGUUAGGUAAUUUUUUGGUUCAA
Tarenaya hassleriana is the source of this 2406-nucleotide messenger RNA. RefSeq names its product mediator of RNA polymerase II transcription subunit 8. The coding region runs from base 394 to 2112 and encodes 572 amino acids. Gene Ontology annotation, cellular component: mediator complex. NCBI's taxonomy places the organism in Eukaryota, Viridiplantae, Streptophyta, Magnoliopsida, Brassicales, Cleomaceae. The record is from RefSeq and is a predicted model, not a curated record. The transcript has 13 exons.